AUGGAGUCGCACCAGCUCAAGAAUCGCGCCGUCUCGGCAAACGCAGAGGUCAAUGGGAUGAUCGGCAGCAAUGACCGCGAUGUCAACGCUCUGGCGCGACUGGGAAAGAAGCCAGUUCUGAGGCGAACAUUCGGCAUCCUAUCCACGCUCGGAUUCAGCUGCACGAUUCUGGCGACAUGGGAAGGCCUAUUCGAUGGAGGGCCCGGCGGAGCCGUCUACGCCUUUAUCUUCGCCUGGACAGGAACCGCAUGCUGCUUUGUCGUUCUCUCCGAGCUCGCCUCCAUGGCCCCAACCGCCGGAGGCCAAUACCACUGGUGCGCAAUGCUCGCUCCGCCCCAUCUCAUGAAAUUCCUCAGCUACAUGACAGGAUGGGUCACCGUGAUCGGCUGGCAGGCCGCCUUCGCCUCGGCCUCGUUCCUGGCCGGCACCCAGAUCCAAGGCGCCGUCCUCCUCGCGCAUGAGAAUUACCAGCCGCAGGCCUGGCAGGGCACCCUCAUCAUGUGGGCGGCGGUCCUGCUGGCGCUGGGAAUCAACGUCGUCGGCGGCAAGCUGCUCCCGCGGCUGGAGACGGUCAUUCUGGUCAUCCAUCUGGUGGGCUUCUUCGGCAUCCUCAUCCCCAUGACCUACAUGGCCAACCACAAGACCACCCACGAGGUGUUUCAUGAUUUCGUCAACUCCGGCGGCUUUCCCACGCAGGGCUUGUCGUGGUUUGUCGGUAUGACGGGGUGUGUGUUUGCGUUUGCUGGCGGCGACGCCGCGGUGCAUAUGGCUGAAGAGGUGAAAAACGCCCCCGUCGCAAUCCCACGCGCAAUUUUACUCUCGGUCCUCAUCAACGGCGCCCUCGGCUUCAGCAUGCUGAUCGCCGUCCUCUUCUGCAUGGGCGACGUCGACGCGGCCCUGAACACCCCAACCGGAUACCCCUACAUGGAGAUCUUCUACCAAGCGACCGACUCGCUCUCCGGCGCCCUCGGUAUGAGCUCCAUCCUGCUGAUCAUCGGCGUCUGCUCCGUAAUCGGUAUGCUGGCCGCCACAUCGCGCCAGUUCUGGUCGUUUGCGCGCGACCGCGCCGUGCCCGGCUGGCGCAUCUGGAGCAAGGUCUCCCCCGUAAACUGCCUCCCGACCUACUCGAUCCUCCUGACAAUGACCGUCUGCUGUCUCCUGGGCCUCAUCAACAUCGGGUCCAGCGUCGCGCUCAACGCCGUCGUCUCGAUGGCCGUGUCCGGGCUGUAUCUGUCCUACCUCAUGGUGGGCAGUCUGCUGCUCUACCGGCGGUGCACGGGCGCCAUCUCGGCGUACGACCAGGGUGGCGACGGCACUGUCAACGUUCCCGGCGCCCAGCUGGUCUGGGGACCGUUCCAUGUGCCUGGGAUCUGGGGCAAGGCGGUCAACGGCUACGCGGUGGUGUAUAUGAUGAUUGUGGUGUUUUUUAGUUUCUGGCCGUCGCAGAUGGAGGUCGACAAGACGACGAUGAAUUUUAGUGUCGUUGGCACGGUGGGCACUAUUGUCCUCGCUGUGGUGUAUUAUGUUCUGCGGGCGAGGAAGGUGUAUCAAGGGCCUGUUAUGGAGGUUUCGAUUUGA
Messenger RNA from Aspergillus terreus NIH2624, 1578 nucleotides. RefSeq names its product putative GABA permease. The coding region runs from base 1 to 1578 and encodes 525 amino acids. The transcript has 6 exons. The record is from RefSeq and is a predicted model, not a curated record. NCBI's taxonomy places the organism in Eukaryota, Fungi, Ascomycota, Eurotiomycetes, Eurotiales, Aspergillaceae. Gene Ontology annotation, molecular function: transmembrane transporter activity. Gene Ontology annotation, biological process: transmembrane transport. Gene Ontology annotation, cellular component: membrane.